This is a messenger RNA of Corvus hawaiiensis (hawaiian crow), 784 nucleotides long. NCBI's taxonomy places the organism in Eukaryota, Metazoa, Chordata, Aves, Passeriformes, Corvidae. The record is from the annotation of a RefSeq genome assembly.
AUGACUCACCAAGCACACUCCUACCACAUAGUUGACCCAAGCCCAUGACCCAUCCUAGGAGCAACCGCUGCUCUCCUUACUACAUCAGGCCUAACCAUGUGAUUUCACCACAACUCACCCUACCUACUAAUCACUGGACUUACCUCUACUGCCCUAGUCAUGUUUCAAUGAUGACGUGACAUCAUCCGAGAAAGCACAUUCCAAGGCCACCACACACCCACAGUACAAAAAGGCCUACGAUAUGGAAUAGUACUAUUCAUCACAUCAGAAGCCUUUUUCUUCCUAGGUUUCUUUUGAGCAUUCUUCCACUCCAGCCUCGCCCCAACACCAGAGCUAGGAGGGCAGUGACCUCCAGUUGGGAUCAAACCUCUAAACCCAAUAGACGUCCCCCUCCUAAACACUGCCAUCCUACUUGCUUCAGGGGUUACAGUCACAUGAGCACAUCACAGCAUCAUAGAGGCCAACCGAAAACAAGCAAUCCACGCCCUAGCCCUAACAGUUCUUCUAGGCUUCUACUUCACUGGCCUACAGGCCAUAGAAUACUAUGAAGCUCCAUUCUCCAUUGCUGAUGGGGUAUACGGUUCUACCUUUUUCGUAGCAACUGGAUUCCACGGCCUCCACGUAAUCAUUGGUUCCACAUUCCUCCUAGUAUGCCUCCUACGCCUAAUCAAAUACCAUUUUACACCAAAACACCACUUUGGCUUUGAAGCAGCAGCUUGAUACUGACACUUUGUAGACGUCGUAUGACUAUUCCUCUAUAUGACCAUCUACUGAUGAGGAUCUU